Bubalus bubalis (water buffalo) is the source of this 501-nucleotide messenger RNA. Its product is annotated as transcription factor BTF3-like. The record is from RefSeq and is a predicted model, not a curated record. The transcript has a single exon. Lineage: Eukaryota; Metazoa; Chordata; Mammalia; Artiodactyla; Bovidae. Gene Ontology annotation, cellular component: nascent polypeptide-associated complex; cytosol.
AUGAAAGAAGCUAUCGUGAACCAGAGAAAACUUGCCAAAUUGCGAGCACGACCGUGCAUUGUUGGGAAAGGAACUGCUCACAGAAAGAAGAAGGUGGUUCUUACAAAUGCCACAGAAAAUAACAAAAAGCUUCAGCUCUCUUUAAAGAAGUUAGGGGUAAACAACACAUCAUUUGUAGAAAUGAGUAUGUUCACCAAUCAAGGAACAGUGAGCCACACUAACAACCUGAAAGUUCAGGCAUCUCUGGCAGCAAACACUUUCACCAUUAUAGGCCAUACUGAGACAAAGCAGCUGACAGAAAUGCUACCCAGGAUCUUAAAUAAACUUGUCACAGACAGUCUGACCAAGAGACUGACUUAGACUUAAGGAGACUGACUGAAGCUCUCCCCCAAAAAAUCUGUGGAUGGAAAAGUACCACUUGCCACUGGAGAAGAUGAUGAUGAUAAAGUUCUAGAUCUUGACAAGAAUUUUGACAAGGCUUCCAAGAAUGAAGCAAACUGA